CCAUCCUGCCAGCAUGCCCCGGGCAUCACCACUGCCAUGGUCGCCAUGGGGCCGGCCUGGUGUGAAGACCUUGGUCACUGCUGGGGUGUUUGUAACCACGCUCUGGAACCUGAGGUGCUUCCUCAAACCCUCCAAUGGCUCCAGAGAAGACUCCAAACACACAAAGCCACUGCUGGUGCUGGUGUGGGAAUGGCCCUCGAAGCAGGUCCCCAAUGUCAGUGGGGACGUGUGCCACGAGCUGUACGGCAUCACAGGCUGCUGGCUCACCACAGAGCGACAGCUCCUGCACCAGGCCGAUGUGGUGGUGUUCCCCCAUGCCAGGCUUCAGCCUGGGCAGGACAGGCUGCCCAAGGAGAGACCACCAAGGCAGAACUGGGUAUGGGUCUCCCUGGAGUCCCCCUCCAACAGUAGAGCUCUAGCAGGAUGGAACCAGACCUUCAACUGGGUGAUGACCUACAGGCAGGACUCAGACAUCUUUAUCCCCUAUGGCAAGCUUGUGCCCAACCGCUCGGCCACUAUGAACAUCCCUGCAAAGACCAACUUGGUAUCCUGGGUUAUCAGCAACUACCACAGGACUCAGAAAAGAGCUGAAGUCUACAAAAACCUCUCCAGGUACCUCCAUGUGAAUGUGUACGGGAAAGCAAACAACAAACCCCUCUGCAAGGACUGCCUCUUGCCAACGACAUCCAAGUCCAGGUUCUACCUGGCCUUCGAGAACUCCAUCCACCGGGACUACAUCACAGAGAAGCUCUGGAGGAACUCGCUGCUGGCCGGCACUGUGCCCGUGGUGCUGGGGCCACCCCGGGCCAACUAUGAGCAGUUCAUUCCUGCCGAUUCCUUCAUCCACGUUGAUGACUUCAACUCCCUGGAGGAGCUGGCCAUCUUCCUGAAGACCAUGAACUCCAGCCGCUACCAGCAGUUCUUUGCCUGGCAGAGGAGGUUCAGUGUGAAGCUCUACACUGACUGGAGGGAGCGGAUCUGCACCAUCUGCACCGCUUACCCCCACCUGCCCCGCGGCCACCUCUAUCCCGACCUGCAGAGCUGGUUCAACUCCUAGUGUGUGCCGGCACCAUUGGGAUGUAUCCAGGCAGAGGAUACAGGGGUGGAAGGUGUGUGAGGCACCCACCUGCGGACCAGGAUGUGGGGCACGGAGAGAAGGGAGGACCACUGUUGUCCCAACCCAGCUGUUGCCACACUGGGACCUUGAGCAACUCCCCAUGACUUAAUUUUCCUGACCCAAUGUUGACCAUCUUGCCAGAGUGCUGGCAGGACCAGAGGGUGCUUUGGAAAUAAA
Chiroxiphia lanceolata (lance-tailed manakin) is the source of this 1294-nucleotide messenger RNA. RefSeq names its product fucosyltransferase 7 (gene FUT7). The transcript has a single exon. The record is from RefSeq and is a predicted model, not a curated record. Gene Ontology annotation, cellular component: membrane. Bases 14 to 1057 code for a protein of 347 amino acids. NCBI's taxonomy places the organism in Eukaryota, Metazoa, Chordata, Aves, Passeriformes, Pipridae. Gene Ontology annotation, molecular function: alpha-(1->3)-fucosyltransferase activity.